Molecule: messenger RNA, 1503 nt
Organism: Psylliodes chrysocephalus
Lineage: Eukaryota; Metazoa; Arthropoda; Insecta; Coleoptera; Chrysomelidae
Source: the annotation of a GenBank genome assembly
AUGCUUCUUUUAAAACACUCUCAAGAUAAAUUACAAACCGUAUACAAUUUUCAGGUGUUAAACUUCUGCCCGAAAGAUAUGAAAGCUGACAUAUGCGUCCAUCUCAACCGGAAGGUUUUCAACGAACAUCCCGCCUUUCGGUUGGCGUCUGAUGGUUGUUUAAGGGCCUUGGCGAUGCAUUUUACAAUGUCCCAUUCCGCCCCUGGAGAUCUACUCUAUCAUACUGGGGAAUCGAUAGAUUCUUUGUGCUUCAUUGUCACCGGAUCGUUGGAAGUUAUACAAGAUGAUGAAGUCGUAGCUAUUUUGGAAGUGUUAGAUUUUUACCAAGCCUUCGCCAACAGUUUCGCCCGUAAUCUAAUCCUCACCUACAAUUUAAGGCAUCGCUUGAUAUUUCGGAAAGUGGCGGACGUGAAACGCGAAAAAGAACUCGCUGAAAGGCGGAAAAACGAACCGCAGCUAGACCAAAAUCAAGAUCAUUUAGUUAGGAAGAUAUUUUCGAAGUUUCGAAGGGAUAGGAGCCAGCAUGCACCAGCGCCUACUAUCACGCCGUCGGAUAUCGAGAAAGGAGAUGAAGCCAACGAUAAAAAUAUGUCGAGGGUAAUGUCGACGACGAAGUUGUCCGCGGUCGCUGAGAAAGACGAUAGUAGUGGUGGCGGAGUAAAAACUACUGUUGCACGACCGACUGCACCGAGAGCCAGCAAAUGGGGACGACUACUAGGCUCGGCCAGCUUAGACUCUGGCUCAGAAACCUCCACGGCCCCACAAGCUUUCACCAGAAGUCUGAGCGCCAAAGAUCCCAAAGAACGUCCGAGUUCAUCAUCAUCCGGCAGUUCCGGCAGCCAACUCACUCCGGGCUCCGGAAACAAAAUUUUCCCGAAGCUCCAAAAGGUUUCGGCGGCGUCCAGUCCGGGUAUCAUCAGACAGGACACCAUCGACGAAAUGGGGGAGGUGGAUCCGCCGCAUUCGCGGAAUUUGUCGUUAAGGAAGAUGCAAAGCUACGAUUGCGGCUUGCGAGACCCGUCGAUUGCCUCAAUGUAUCAAACAGCCGUCCCAGAAGCUAUCGCGCCCGUAGAGUAUAAGGAGCUCAUGACUAACCUCAUGGAUUUUAAAGUAGACGUAAAACUAGAAAUUCAAAAGGUGAAUCAGAAAGUCAAUCGUAUCGAAGAAAUGAUAACCGAGAUUCUAAAAAGAUUGGGACCAGACAGCGGUUCGAGUUCCCAAUCACCAAACGAGACCGAGUCCAAAAAGUCUUCCAAUUCGCCACCCGAAAGGCCUACGGACCUCCUGCCGAGAUCGACAGAGGGCACUGGUCUAGGGUCUGUCAUACUCAAAAAACGAAGAUCGAAAACGAGAAUCAAGGGAUCUGCCCCUCAGGUCCCUACACCUUCUAGCGGCAAGAUGACGUCACCGGAUAGUGCCGCAACAAGCCCAACGGAAACCACGAAAAUGUUAGACGAACCUGUACAAACCCCGUCCUCGCGAAAAUCAAAGGACUUUCUUUAA